ACUACAUUACCCAGCAUCCAGUGCGAAACUGGCGUUUCUCGUUCUACGUUUAAACGGUUUGACAGGAUGCCAGGUUUAGUUAACGAUUCAGUUGUGGACGACCAUGACCAAGCCAUAACUGAAGCUCUGGAGCAAUUUGGCAACUCCCCGGAGCAAACAUAUGAGCAAUUCCUGUCCACCUUCACGUACUUGACCCCAGAGAAUGUGAGGGAUCCGGGAUUGACUGCUCCUAGAGGACAUGAAGACCCGUCCCAGAGAGAGAUGGACAGCAGCCGAGAGCGACAAAGAGAGGAUGAAGUGACAGAGAUGGAGGAGAGCGUAUACCGAAGGAUGGGACAGGCGAAUCGCUGCUCACCGACUGCUGAUCAGGAAGAGGUGCUGCUGGAUGGCGGUUGUGUUGGAGGAAGACUGGGCGGCCCAUCAAACUCUGUUCCAGACAGACUUGUGAAGUUUGAUAAUUAUCUGGGAGAUUCAGAGGAUGAAGAGGAAAAUGCUGACACUACAGGCACAUGUACGCUACCAGGUGAGAUUGAAGAAGAUCUGAUAGCUGUCUCCUCUUCAUCGCUCUGUCACCACACACUGCUGGAGAUCUCCUCUACUUUCACAGACCAGAGGACACACACUCCCAGUGCAGCUGAGAACCAGGAUGAAAGUGAGGAGGUUGUUCCUUUCCAUCUGGAUGAGAACUUUGAUUAUGAUAACGUUGUGCUGUCUAGCAAAUACACCAUCCAGGAACAGAGCGGCAGACCAUCUUGAGCUGUAAAUGAGCGUAACUCUGGCAAAUGCUUUUAAAAACUCAGAUUUUUACGGAGUAAAGUCCUUGUUAACAUGAUAGAAAGGUUUUUAUUUCGCCAAAGAACUAGAGGGCAGACAGAUAGGCUGUUUUGAGUGAUAAUUCUGCAGUUUGUAGCAUCUGUACUACUCAAUAAAGUAUGUUAGUGUCUCUGUUUUCAAAGAGACAAUUAAAUUGAAUACACUCAGUCCAGUUUUACAUUUAACUGACAAUUAGAUGAGCAGGACCAAGCUAGAAACCGGAAAUAAGCAUGAAACGGUGUCCACAACCCAUAUUUUUUCCAUAAAGUGACUUCUGAGAGAAGACAUGGUUGUUUUGAAGAAUCCUUUAUAGAAAGAAAAUAGUCCAUUUUAAUUUUAUUAAGGACUUUAAAAGUACUUUAAUUUGCUUAAACAAACCAAAAGAUGCGUAUUUGUCUUUUAGUCCAAAUCAAAUGUCAUUAUGAUUAUUAAUGUUGUUAUUAUUUUACAACUAGCUAGGCUUAGACGUUUUCAUUUUCUGACUCAGCAGCUCAAAUUGGUGGCCUGUGGUGCAGCUCUUUUUCUUACGUACUUGGAAAAGUAAUUAAUUGCUCGUUCUGUCUUACUGUGUUUUAUUCACUGGAACAAAACGCUCAGGGAGGUUUUUUCUGUUCUAUGUAAAAACCUCCUAACCUGAAUAAAAGGUCAAAACAUGAUGGUCUUUGAAAAGAAGUUGCUCCCCUUUUUCUUGUCUUGAUCGUUUAUUUUGACAUCUCUGAGAAUGUCCAUGCGUACCGUAAAAGAGUUUUCUAGCUGUUUCCCAGCAUGUUUCCUCACAUUUUCACCACCCUUACCUUCAU
Molecule: messenger RNA, 1613 nt
Organism: Sinocyclocheilus anshuiensis
Lineage: Eukaryota; Metazoa; Chordata; Actinopteri; Cypriniformes; Cyprinidae
Gene: iftap
Product: intraflagellar transport associated protein
Exons: 7
Coding region: 67-756 (229 amino acids)
Biological process (GO): acrosome reaction; spermatogenesis
Cellular component (GO): cytosol; 9+0 non-motile cilium
Molecular function (GO): intraciliary transport particle A binding
Source: RefSeq, a predicted model, not a curated record